CCGAUCUCUAUCAAUUUCGUCCACCAAGCACAACAGUUUAGUCCACCAAGAAGAACAGAGAAGGAAAAGAGAGAGGGUUUUUCUCGGCACCCGGAGUCUUUCCAAUAACCAGGAGCUUAAAAUAUAGAAUUUUGGGAGAUGGUUAUCUAGUUGUUUCUUUGUUACUUAUCAUCGGCGGUUAUUAUAUAUGGCUCAUGUUAAAUGAAAUCGAUGCUCAAAACUGUUUGGUUAUUAUAUAUGGCUCAUGUUAAAUGAAAUCGAUGCUCAAAAUUGUUUGAUGAAAUGUCUCUACCUGAUGCUGCUUCUUGUUAUCGUCAGACAUGGAAGCAUAGAUGGUGACCUUUGUGUGGAAGUUUUAAGGAAAUGCUGGCUACUAAGUUGACAAGCUCCAAAGUGGAAAAGUUCUGCCUCAUUGCACAGUAUCGCACCAAAUACUCAUGAUUGGGGCCACAUAUCGAAAUUACUUAGGUGGUAUAUUAAAUGUACAGUGCAAGCAGUGUAUCAAGGGCAUCACAAAGCAGCAGUGUGCUGCGCUUUACACGAUGGACCAGAACCUUCUGCAACUUGAAUCUCUUAGCCUUAAAUGUCAGAUUAUCGGAAACACUUUCCUCCAUGGCCAUGUGACGAGGUUUGGCGAUUGAAGAAUAAGGAAAGAUGGUGUUUUUCAUCAACGCCUGGCUGACAUUGGAAUAGUAACAGUCGAAAACUUCUUGAGGCUUUUUUUUUUACUGAUUCUUGUGCCCUUCUCAAGGUUGUUGUGGAGAAAAAGAUAAUGCGUGAUAGUAAAAGAAAAAGGCAUGAUAUUGGUCGUGAUCGUUUUGUGGAAUAAGUGAUUUUUGAACUUCAGUGAUUAGUCCUGAGGCAUGAAUUAUAUGAUUAUGCAAGUAAAUACCUUUUUAACUAGUAAUAAUCACAAUUUUUUUAUUUGGUUUAUGCUUGUGCUCUAAAGGUAUGGAAAUGGAAGAAUGAGCAUGAAAAUACAAUAUUGAAUCAGGAACGAUGGAUAGUUGUUCUCUCGACUGGUCUCAUGAGUGCUUUACAAUGGACGAGCCAAGAUCAAAAGCUGUGACUGAAGCUUUUGUUCGCCUUUAUAAACAUAGUCUCAUAUAUAGGGAUAACCGGCUUGUGAACAAGGAUUGUGUCUUGCGGAUAGCUAUUUCUGAUAUUGAAGUAGAUUACAAAGACAUAAAGGAAAGAACGAUGUUAAAGGUUCCUGCUUAUGAUACCCCAGUAGAAUUUGGUGUACUGACAUCUUUUGCUUACCCUUUGGAGGGAGACUUGGAUGAUGAGAUAGUUGUUGCCACAACUAGAGUGGAGACGAUGUUAGAUGAUACUGGCAUGGCUGUCCAUCCUGAAGACAAGAGGUACACUCAUCUUCAUGGAAAGUAUGCAAUUUAUCCAUUCAAUGGAAGCAGGCUGUCCAUUGUUUGUGAUGGAAUACUUGUCGAUCCACAAUUUGGGACAGGUGCUGUUAAGAUUACACCUGCUCAUGAUCCAAAUGAUUUUGAUUUUGGAAAACGUCAUAAUCUGGAAUUUAUCAACAUCUUGACAAAUAAAGGAUUAAUUAACAACAAUAAUUGUUCUCCUAUCUAUAUACUCUGUUGAUGUAUGAAUAAUUCUUGAUGGAAUGUGAUGAUCAAUAAUUGUUCCU
Papaver somniferum (opium poppy) is the source of this 1651-nucleotide messenger RNA. RefSeq names its product valine--tRNA ligase, mitochondrial 1-like. The record is from RefSeq and is a predicted model, not a curated record. NCBI's taxonomy places the organism in Eukaryota, Viridiplantae, Streptophyta, Magnoliopsida, Ranunculales, Papaveraceae. Gene Ontology annotation, biological process: valyl-tRNA aminoacylation. Gene Ontology annotation, molecular function: valine-tRNA ligase activity; ATP binding; aminoacyl-tRNA deacylase activity. Gene Ontology annotation, cellular component: cytosol. The transcript has 11 exons. Bases 1000 to 1605 code for a protein of 201 amino acids.